This is a messenger RNA of Dibothriocephalus latus, 288 nucleotides long. The record is from the annotation of a GenBank genome assembly. Lineage: Eukaryota; Metazoa; Platyhelminthes; Cestoda; Diphyllobothriidea; Diphyllobothriidae.
AUGGGUCUGGAUGAGUGUCUCAUGAGCGCCAAGGCUCGUCUAGUCAUGGUAGCCUUUGUGGACCUAAAGGAUGAGGAUACUGCCGACAUCAUGAGGAUUUUGCAGGAUAUAAGUCAUGAAAACAAACGCCUUAACCUGGCCCAACGGUUUGGCAUUACUCUCCUACCUACCUUCCUUUACUUCCGAAGCUGUCAGCAGUUGGGGUCGCGUGUGACAACGAAGGAAGUUAAGCUGAAGAAGGAUGUUGCAAAGUACAGCCGGAUAUAUUUGUCCUCUCCGCAGCCUUAG